AUGUCACUAAAACUCAACGAGAAGUUCUGGUGCAUGUACUUCCCAACAACGCUCGAGGGCAACGCCAGCAUGUGGUUCAAAACACUACAGCCAGGCAGUAUUUCAAACUUCGCUCAGCUCAAGUAUCUUUUCCUCACCAACUUCAUGCAGCUACACAAAUACAAGGGGGACUCUCACUCCAUUAUUGACUAUAAACAAAGAGAGGGGGAAUCUGUACGAGAAUACUUCACAAGGUUCACAAACACCACGCUAGAUGUACUAGGGCAUGAAAAAGGUCUUAUAGCCGGAGCCUUCACGUGGGGACUUCUGCCAGGACCUUUGUCUCAAAAACUCAUGGGAAAUAAGCCCUUAACACGAGCCGAGUUGAAGGAAAGAGUAGAACGAUAUCUACGACAGGAGGACGGUGAAGCGGCUAAGCAAGCUUACUUGAAUGCCAUGACGACCACCAAGCAUCACCAGUCUAGUCAUACGGACUUCCGAGGAGGUGGAAGACAUUAUAGUCAGGCAAGAAGACCGCCAGCGCGUUUUCGACCAUUCGCCAGAGACGACAAACGGGGUCAUCGCCCGGAAGUGUACACAGUGUCUAGGAAACAACAACCAGCCAAGUCACCCAAGAGCCGGUACUGUGAAUACCACAAAAGUAAGACGCAUGAUACGGUUAACUGUUCGGUGCUAAAAAAGGAGAUGGAGGAGAAACAACUCAAAGGAGAUCUGGUGGAGGUGGCACGAAGUCUGCGCGCCAAGUUUGACGUCGAGAAUGCCAAGGGCCCAUCCCGUGAGGGGGUUCAGCCCAGGGAGAUAUUCAUGAUACGCAACAAGAGAAGCAGGGAGGAACAAAGGGGAGAACGGACGACCGUUAAACCUUCAGCACGCGUGCUCACGUUCUCCAUUCAGGAUCCCAGGCCGGAUGGUUGGAGAGGCGACAAACCGUUGAUAAUACAAGCAUCUAUUAGAGACGUGACUAUCCACCGGGUCUAUAGCGUCACCGGAAGUUUAGCAGACAUCAUCUAUGAGCACUGUUUCUGA
Lactuca sativa (garden lettuce) is the source of this 1026-nucleotide messenger RNA. RefSeq lists its product as uncharacterized. Lineage: Eukaryota; Viridiplantae; Streptophyta; Magnoliopsida; Asterales; Asteraceae. The record is from RefSeq and is a predicted model, not a curated record.